Molecule: messenger RNA, 3675 nt
Organism: Symbiodinium necroappetens
Lineage: Eukaryota; Dinophyceae; Suessiales; Symbiodiniaceae
Source: the annotation of a GenBank genome assembly
GUCUUCUGCGCAUUCGACGGGUGCACAUGGGCCUUGCCAACAGGAACGGAAGAAGAGCUCCACGAGCAUGUGAAGAACACUCACAAGGCGGAGCUAGGAAUGGCGGCUCAGCACCUACCCAGCCCCAAGCCGGCCGACGCGCUGACCAGCGUCUACAACGAGGCCGUCGCGCUGCGAUGCAGAGAAGCCGCGCCCGUCGCGGGAAGCUCGCGAGACAGAAGCGCGCUGCGAAGCUUCGCCGAGGCCACAAGCAAGGACAGGGUGGAAUCGCUCAUCUGCUUCAGCUGCGCCUGCAUCCAUCCCUAUGUUGCCGACACGGCAGCCAGCGGCCGCAUCCGCUGGGCCAGACUCAUCGAGGGCCCCGCCGACAACGACGACGUCGGUCACGCCGAAAUGGCUCACCGCCUGCACGAGCUGUUCAGCAUCGACAAGUACCUGGAUCGCUACGAGGACCUCGCCGGCGACGUGAAGCUCAGGGACGUGGCCAACUUCGACGACUGGACGGUUACCAUCCCCGGGUUCGGCGACCUCCUGUGCUGCCCGGAAGACCAUCGCUGCCAGGCCUGCCCCCAGCACCCGAGCCAGCACACUCUAUGCGAGCACUGCGAAGUGCCCCUCUGCAGCGACUGCCGGCGGCACCUGAGCAACGGCGAUCUCCCCCCCUUGAGCCUGUGCAACGACAUGUGGACCGGAUACUCACCGGCACGCCUCCACGCCGAGAAGGUCACCGUCAUGGAGAUGAUCUGCGCGAGCCCCUGCAUCACGAUGCUGAUCUGCAUGGCCAUGGAAGCACGACACCGCAGCGAAGGAACCACCCUGGACGAAAAGGCCCAGUGCGCCAACCACCGGCUCGGAGCCCGAGGCAACGCCCUCAGCUUCCCACUGCCAUGGGAAGACGUGCUGCGCAACCUACAGGCGCACGACGCAGAAGUAGCGCAGGCGCGGCAACCGGCGGCGGCAGGCGGAGAGGAACCGGCGCCCAGCUUGCCGCGCGCGGGCAAGGCACUCGGAGACGUGGUGCGGGUCCUCUUGAAGACGAACAGGACGGGCAAGACCAGCGAGUCCGAAAUCAAGACCCUGCUCCACCAAGCUACGGUGCGGAGAGAAGUGGUCGUCAACCUCAUCCUCGACAUGCAGCGCCUAGGGCAUCCCGCAUUCCAGCACCUGCGACAGGAAGCCCUCCGAGAGGCCGCAGCGCAGCUGCCGGAGAGCGGCGUGCCGCCGGAAGUGCUGAAGAUCAUCCACGGCAUGACCGAGGAGGACGAGACGAGCCACAAGCUGCAGCCGCAGAAGGCAGCGGCUCCAACGGACGCCCCGGAGCAAGACGUGAAGCAAGCCGGCGCCAUCUUCGCCAACCAGCGAGCCCGAGCCGUCCUGCCGGAAGGCUGCAACCAAGACCGCGAGGACCAGAACGCCGUGGCGACGGCCGCCCUGAACGACCUCGAGGACCAGCUCCAAACCAAGCAGGAAAGCGAGAGGAUCUGCAACACCCUCGAAGUGCGCACGAGCAACGCCCUCGUGGACCAGUUCCAGCCGCUCUACUUCGCCACGGCCUUCAGCUUCUGCUUCGCGCACGGGACCGCCUGCCCCGACGUCCAGAACAGCCAAGCGGACGCCCAGCGAAACCAGCAGGACCCGGGACGGCGCCGCAGACGCAACCCGCAAGCGCCCAAGGUGGAAAUCCACGCGUGGGCAGCGGCCAUGCAACGACGAGCCGAGACCCAAUUCCGGCGGGACUGGACCUUCGGCUUCACCCUGUGGAACUACCUGUUCAGAACCAUGGUCAACGUGCAACAGAACACCUUCAUGUACUGCGUCCCCGACGAGAACAACGGACGCAGAGCACUGACCAACCAAGAGAUCCUGGACGGCGCGAAGCAGAUCCAGACAGAGCUGGUCAAAGGGCAGUACCUGGACGUCAACAAGCAACUGCGGCCCGUCAGCGGAGACCUGAGCAAGGUACGCUUCGCCACCGGAAUCACACCGGCAGCCCUGAAGGUCUUGGACAACACGGCGGCGCGCAGCAGGAACACCCCCGGGACCCACGAGGUGUGCAAGACCAUGCGCCACCAAACCCACGCCAACCGGAUCUGCCACGGCACCCCGCUCUUCGUGACCUUCUCCCCGUCCGAGCGAGACAACGCGGUGAUGCUGCGCCUCGCCUGCGCCCGGCAAUCCGACCCCAGCCUCAGCCAGGAGUCCGGAACCAGCCGCGCCGCACAGGGCCGCGGCAAGCCCGACCUGGACGUGGAGUUCUACAGCCUGAGCCCGGAAGCACUCGCCGCGGAGCUGCCGCCCUACGACGAUCGUCGCGCCGUGCUGACCAAAGACCCCGUGGCCUGCGCGGACGGCUUCCGCACCCUGGUGCAGCUGGCGCUCCGACACCUCUUCGGCGUUCGCUACUGCCCCAGAUGCCCGGACUGCGGGAAUUCCAGCAGGCCCUGCACGGACGCGUUCGGCAGCAACGCCAUGGCGUGCGGGGGCAUCUUCGGGCGGCUGGACGCCGCCUUCGGCUCCAUCGAAUGCCAGAAGUCCGGGGUGCUGCACAUCCACUUCCAGCUCUUCCUCCAAUGCUUCCACCAGUUCAACCCGCUCUCGGAACUGCAAGCGCUGGGCCCGCAGCGCAAGAUGGACCUCUUCCAGAAGUACUGCGCCUACACCGCCCACGUCAGCCGCACCAUCUACCGGGACCCGCAAGCAUGGGAAAGGAAGCGCCAAGAGACGGAAGAGAAGUGGCCCGCCUACCGCGACUCCUUCCUGGCCCUGAGCCGCCCAAACUACCAGAGGGCGGACGCCUCCACGGACGGCCCGACCUGGCGGCGCCUGUUCCUGGACGAAGACGUGGAGGCCUUGCAGCAGCUGAAGCAGCAUCAUGUGCACCUGCCCAAGAAGACGAACGGCCCGCGCCUGCCGCUGGACCACUGCCGCGACAAGAAGGACCCCACCAAAUGCAAGGCGGGCUUCCCCCGCGAACUGCAGCUGAUCGAAAAGACGACCCUGAUGUGCAAGGGACUGGCCAAGGAGAUGGGCAUGCCCGUGAAGGGCAAGCGCAGCGCCCUCGGUCGCCUGUGGGGGCCCUGCAACGACCCGAACCUCAACGGCAACCACCCCGCCUUGCUGGCCGCUCUUCGCUGCAACGGGGACGUGCAGGUGCCCUAUCGCUUCCCGAUCACGGAGGACCUCCACGCCGCGUGCGGCCGCUGCGACCAGGACUGCCCCGCCCAGAACAGCCUACGCGAAAUGACCCAGCAGGCCCAGGUGAACCAGGCCGCACAGGCGGGCUACGCCUGCGACUACAGCAACAAGCGCAAUCCCAUCGCCGUCAACGAAGUCCAAGAGUGGAAGAAGAGCCAGAAAGAUUUGGAAGCGGGGCUGCAAAACAACGCCUCCAGCGGCUACGUGGGCGCCCGGGUCUCGAAGCGCCUCAUGACCGACGCCUUCGCCCGCGGCGUGGUCCGCGGCUCCGUGGAGUGCGCAAACCUCAUCGACCACGCCGGCCACGAGGACCCCACGGCGGCGGAGGCCAUCAAGACCGCGCAGGUCGCCGAGAUGUCCCUCAAGACCGGAAUGGAACUCUUGCAAGCGGCCAUAGAUGGCAGGCCCUUCCCCACGGAGCGCGAGAAGCUCCAGAGCGACCUCAGCAGGAACUUCAAAGCUCCGAACAAGAAGAAAGUC